Messenger RNA from Drosophila busckii, 1427 nucleotides. RefSeq names its product NADH dehydrogenase [ubiquinone] 1 alpha subcomplex subunit 9, mitochondrial (gene ND-39). Bases 115 to 1368 code for a protein of 417 amino acids. The transcript has 4 exons. NCBI's taxonomy places the organism in Eukaryota, Metazoa, Arthropoda, Insecta, Diptera, Drosophilidae. The record is from RefSeq and is a predicted model, not a curated record. Gene Ontology annotation, molecular function: protein-containing complex binding. Gene Ontology annotation, cellular component: mitochondrion.
UUUAUUGUUAUUGUGUUUUCUACUUGCGACCACCAGACGUCAAAUCUGUGUGGAAAACUUUAAAACAAUUGCAAGUUAACUUACCUUAGUGGGUGUGUCGUGCGCCUCAACAGAAUGGCCGCCAUUGUACUGACAAGGAACAUGCAGCUGGCGAAGCACCAUGGCACCGGAGUCGUGGGUGUGCUGUGCAUGCGCGGCUAUGCCGCUGCUGCUCCAGAUGCGGAUGCGCCGCGUCCGCUAAAGACAACCAAUCCGGCUGCCAUGAAGCGCGGCACAGGUGGACGUAGCAGCUUUAAUGGAAUUGUGGCAACAGUCUUCGGUGCCACUGGCUUUUUGGGACGCUAUGUGUGCAACAAACUGGGCAAGUCCGGCAGCCAAAUGAUCUUGCCUUAUCGCGGCGAUGACUCCGAUGUUAUUCGUCUCAAAGUUUGCGGCGACUUGGGCCAGGUGCUUUUCCACUUCUAUAAUUUGGAAGAUCCACGUUCCAUACGCGAUGCUGUGAAGCACUCGAAUGUGGUCAUCAAUCUGGUCGGUCGUGACUAUGAGACCAAGAACUUUAAAUUCAAGGAUGUGCAUGUCAAUGGCGCUGCCCGCUUAGCGAGCAUUUGCCGUGAUGCCGGCGUGGAGCGUUUUAUACAUGUCUCCUCUCUCAAUGUUGAGGCUAAUCCCAAGCCACUGUACGUCAAGAACGCCAAGUGGCUGAAGAGCAAGUACGACGGUGAGCUGCAAGUGCGUGAUGCUUUCCCCAAUGCCACAAUCAUACGUCCAGCUGAUAUAUAUGGCUCCGAGGAUCGCUUCUUGCGUUACUAUGCGCACAUCUGGCGUCGCCAGUUCCGUUCCAUGCCAUUGUGGCAUAAGGGCGAGCGCACUGUUAAGCAACCGGUGUUUGUUUCGGAUGUCGCACAGGCCAUUGUCAAUGCCAUCAAGGAUCCAGAUAGUGCAGGUCGCAUCUACCAAGCUGUGGGACCUAAGCGUUAUCAGCUCAGCGAACUGGUCGACUGGUUCCAUCGUGUGAUGCGCAAGGAUCAGAAACGUUGGAGCUAUAUGCGCUACGACAUGCGUCUGGAUCCCACUUUCAUGAUGAAGGUCAAGUUAACUAGCUUAAUUUGCCCCGGAGCGCCUGUUGGUGGCUUGCAUGCAGAACGCAUUGAACGUGAAGCUAUCACUGAUAAGGUGCUGCCUGGCGUGCCCACACUGGAGGAUUUGGGUGUGCAUCUGACAGCUAUGGAGGAUCAGGUGCCUUGGGAGCUGCGCCCCUAUCGCGCUGCUCUGUACUAUGAUGCUGAGUUGGGAGAAUUUGAGGCGCCAUCACCGCCAAAAGCAAUUGAGGCGCGUGAAGAGACUCGUUUGUUUGCUAAUCCGUUGUAAAUUGGAAAUUUCUAGUGCGUUUAUCAAUUGAAAUAUUAAAGUCUAUAAAUUAAACGAAA